GAAAAAAUUAUAUUCUGUUCAACUUUAUUCAAUGUUGAGAAACCAGUUUUUAUAAAACUGUCAAUCACUAAAAUUAUAUUCUGUUCAAUUUUAUUCAAUGAUGAGAAACCCGUUUUUAUAAAACUGUCAAUGAAUAUCUAUUUAUCUUGUAGCUGAUCAAUCAUUCUUCUUUGACUCGUUGCUUUUGUUAUUCUGUUUUGGAGGUUUGUAAAGCUGUGGGUUAUUGCACGUUCUUCGGUUGUGGCCAACUUUUCCGCACCUUGUGCAUUUCAAGACAAGUUUUGGUUUUCCUUUUGAUCUUAUUCUUUUUUUUCUAGGUCUCCCAGCUGGUUUUCUUGAUUUUGGUGGCCACACUAUUCUUUCCAUGCUCUCAGGUAUAGUCCAUUCUCUUUCAUUUGGUAGAGGAUGUACAGUUCUUUCAUAGGUUGCCUUCAUUGUUGUUGUUUUGUAGUAAUUGGCAACAUAGUCAUAAGCUCUUAAUCCUCUUUUUGCAAAUACAGCUAUUGCAUGUGAGCAUGGUAUCUCAUCUAGUUGGAACCUUCUGCAGCUGCAUGUUCUUUCCAGUAUGUUGAUUGUGAAAUCACAUUUUUCUUGCACCUUUACUUGGUAUUGGAUUGUUGUGAUUGCGAUGACCUAUUUUUUUUUUUUUUUGAAAUAUAAGAUAAGUGUUAGAAACUGGUUUUUCAUGAUGAUCAAGAAACAGGUUUUUUAAUAAUUGUUGUUUUCUAUGAUUUAGUUAUUGUACCUGGUAUUUCAUUGCUUUAAGCAGAUUGUCUCUCAGUAGAUUUUCAGCAUCUGAUGCUACUUCAGUAAAUAUUCCAUGUGCUUCAUUGCCAUUUUUCCACACCCAUUUUUAUAUAAGGCUUCUGAAGCACUCAAUCAUUAUUGUUAUAGGUAAUGAUCUUGCAGCUAGGAUCGCCAAAUUUAUUGAUUCUGCUGUGUUUGAAGUCAUCAUUGUGUACCUUCUUGUAGGGCAGUGGCUCCUGGUCCAAACCUCAUGUCCAUUUUUCUCAAGGUAUGGUCUUAUUCGUUUGUCGAUUCUAUCUAUCUCUGCCAUGUAUCUCUCAAAUGAGGUGAGCUUGUUUGUCUUUGCUGCCUUUACAAAGUUUAUGGUGAGAUCGUCUUCAUGCACUCCAAAGUUUGUUUUGAUGUUGUUUAGCAGGUGGAAGAUGCAUGCUCAGUGGAAGUGGUUUGGGUAGACAUUGCUCACCGCCUUCUCUAUACUUUUAUGCCUGUCUGAUAUUAUUGUCAAACCAGUUCACAGAAACCAGUUUUUACAAGAUCAGUAGAUGGAGAGUGAAUCAAAAUCGAAAGUCCCAUCUGUUGUUGAAAAGGUUGAGCCUGCCACGAAGGCUAAAGGCCGACCAAAAAAAACUUCACGUAAAGCUAAAGAUCCUUCUGUCGAAGAAGAAAAACUUGUUGAAGUUGAAACGAGGAAAUCUCCGCGUAAAUCCAAAGCUGAUAAUGUUGUGGAAGAUAUUCCCUUGAAAGCUCCAACAAGAAGAUCUCCCCGGAAACUUAAAUUAAAGGUGAUGUUGUUGAUUCUGUUUCUCACAAACACCGUAGUAAAAAAGUCAGUAAGAAGGCUACUAAUGUCCUUCAAGCAGUCAGUGAUGAUGAUUUUCAGACUUAGAAGGUUGUGGCGGAAGUUGUUUCAAGCAAGAAAAGGAAGGAUGUUAGUGAUGACGCUAGUGCGUCAAAGAAAAACAAAACUAAGGAUGCGGUGGAGGAUUCUAAUUUGGAUAAAGUGUGUGAAUCUAAUAUUGUUGAUGAUGAGAAAUUGGCUAAUGUUGCUAAGAAAGUGAAAAAGAAACCAGUUUCCAAAUCCCAUGGCAAGAAGAAGAGCGAGACUCCUGCUGUUGAUGCUCCAAUAGUAAUUUUUAUUUUCUAAAGAAACCGAUUUCUUGCUCUAUUAUUUUCCUUGUUUUCUGGUUGUUUACAGUUUUAUAUGAAUCUGGUUUCUAUAAUCUAUAUGUUUUUAUUUUAAGUUUUUAAUUUUUCUUUUUGUUUUGGGUAACUAGUUUUUGAAUAUUUUAUUUUUUUUGUUGUGUAAUUUUAAUUUUGAUUGUUUAUAUUCUUUUUUCUCUCACAGGAAUAUUAAUUUAAAAAUUGAUGUUAAGAAGAGGUUUGCUCGGAAACCUCAACUUUACAAUCCUUUCAAUGUCAUCCAUGAUAUCAAUGAGAAUCUUUCAGAUGAUCAGAAGGAGUUGUUUCGAAAGUCUCCUUUUGGCCACUUUCUUGAUGUGAGCAACUUCAACUAUUAAAUACAGCUCAUUCAUCUCGUUCUUUUGCGGCAAAUUCACACUGAAAGGGAUGAUGUUGAGCUUUGGUUCAACUUGGGAAACAAGGCUGUGCGUUUUGGAAUUGAAGAGUUUUCCCUAAUAAUCGGUUUGGAUUGUAAGAAAUCCUAUGAUGUUGAUCUGUUCAAAUCAAAGAAGUUACUGUGACAGUCAGUAGUCCCGUGAUCCGUAAGGGGAAAUACCGGGUAAGCUGUACAAUCCCACACCGCCUGGGGAAGGUCAAGUGGGAUGAUUCAGAGACUGUGUAGGUAUGGGACUACACAGUUGAAGAGAGCUUAAAUGGAUUGAUUGGUACUACCUAUAUCAACAAGGUGCAUCUUGUUUU
Molecule: messenger RNA, 2625 nt
Organism: Cannabis sativa
Lineage: Eukaryota; Viridiplantae; Streptophyta; Magnoliopsida; Rosales; Cannabaceae
Exons: 6
Coding region: 1290-1805 (171 amino acids)
Source: RefSeq, a predicted model, not a curated record